Messenger RNA from Rattus norvegicus (Norway rat), 9366 nucleotides. It is a transcript of the gene Alg9, whose product is annotated as ALG9, alpha-1,2-mannosyltransferase. Gene Ontology annotation, cellular component: endoplasmic reticulum membrane. NCBI's taxonomy places the organism in Eukaryota, Metazoa, Chordata, Mammalia, Rodentia, Muridae. Gene Ontology annotation, molecular function: rRNA (uridine-N3-)-methyltransferase activity; glycosyltransferase activity. Gene Ontology annotation, biological process: rRNA base methylation. The record is from RefSeq and is a predicted model, not a curated record.
GGUCUGCUUACGCAGUCCGGCUCUCUUACUCCUGCCUCUUGUGAGAGCGUCCGAGUUCGCGUCGCUCUUCUCCCCUCUGCAGGUCCUUGCAUCUUUGCAGCGAGGGUCUGCCAUGCUUCAGGUUCAAACCUACAUGAGGAGGCUUCGCGUUGGUAGAGUUAGCCGAGCCUUUGUGGGAGCCUUUGGCAGGAGAGUAUGCCUCUUAUACCCGAGUCUCACUGCAGUUUACUGGUUUCUUCCUCCCUCUGGGCCUCCAGCUCUUGAACCCAUCAGCCUCCUUGCUGGUAACCUGUAGGUUGUUAGCAUAUGGGAACAGAGAAGCUCUGCACCUGCACCUUUUAUUAGGCCUCAUUCAUUUGAAGGAGGAAGAAAUAAAGUCGUCACAAGGAAUGACUUUAAGGAAGAAAUGGAGAGUGAGAGCAUUGUGGUCUUCAUGUCUGGAAAUAAAGCAGGGCAAGUCUGGGCCCCCGAAGGAUCCACUGCUUUCAAGUGUCUGCUCUCUGCAAGGUUGUGCGCUGCCCUUCUGAGCAACAUCUCAGACUGUGAUGAAACAUUCAACUACUGGGAACCAACACACUACCUCAUCUACGGGAAGGGGUUUCAGACGUGGGAAUAUUCCCCCGUGUAUGCCAUCCGCUCCUACGCUUACCUGUUGCUGCAUGCCUGGCCAGCUGCAUUUCAUGCACGGAUUCUGCAAACUAACAAGGGCUGUGUGCAAGAAGUUUGGGCUGCAUGUGAGCCGGAUGAUGCUGGCCUUCCUGGUGCUCAGCACAGGCAUGUUCUGCUCAUCGUCUGCAUUCCUUCCUAGCAGCUUCUGCAUGUACACCACGUUGGUUGCUAUGACAGGAUGGUAUAUGGACAAGACACCCAUUGCUGUGCUGGGAGUAGCAGCUGGAGCAAUCCUCGGCUGGCCGUUCAGUGCAGCUCUCGGUUUACCCAUCGCCUUUGACUUGCUGGCCAUGAAGCACAGGUGGAAGAGUUUCUUCCUCUGGUCCCUGGCGGCCCUGGUUCUCUUCCUGGUGCCCGUGGUGGUCAUUGACAGUUAUUAUUAUGGGAAGUUGGUGAUUGCCCCUCUCAACAUUGUUUUGUACAAUGUCUUUACUUCUCAUGGACCUGAUCUUUAUGGUACAGAACCAUGGUAUUUCUAUUUAAUCAAUGGAUUUCUGAAUUUCAAUGUUGCCUUUGCUUUGGCUCUUCUGGUCUUGCCACUGACUUUUCUUAUGGAGUACCUGCUGCAGAGAUUCCAUGUUCAGAAUUUAGGACACCCAUAUUGGCUGACCUUGGCGCCGAUGUACAUUUGGUUUAUGAUUUUCUUCAUCCAGCCUCACAAAGAGGAGCGGUUUCUUUUCCCCGUCUAUCCACUUAUAUGUCUCUGUGGCGCUGUUGCCCUCUCUGCACUGCAGAAAUGCUAUCACUUUGUGUUUCAACGAUACCGCCUGGAGCAUUAUACCGUGACGUCCAGCUGGCUGGCACUGGGGACAGUUUUCCUGUUUGGGCUCUUGUCGUUCUCCCGCUCUGUGGCUCUGUUCAGAGGAUAUCAUGGGCCCCUUGAUUUAUAUCCAGAAUUUUACAGAAUUGCCACAGACCCAACCAUCCACACUGUCCCAGAAGGCAGGCCUGUGAACGUUUGUGUGGGAAAAGAAUGGUAUCGAUUUCCCAGUAGCUUUCUUCUGCCUGACAAUUGGCAGCUUCAGUUCAUUCCAUCAGAGUUCAGAGGUCAGCUACCAAAGCCUUUCGCAGAGGGACCACUGGCCACUAGGAUUGUUCCCGCUCACAUGAAUGACCAGAACCGAGAGGAGCCUUCCAGAUAUAUUGACAUCAGCAAAUGCCAUUACUUAGUGGACGUGGAUACCAUGAGAGAAACGCCUCGGGAGCCAAACUACUCAUCCAACAGAGAAGAAUGGGUGAGCCUGGCCCACAGGCCGUUCCUGGAUGCAUCUAGGUCUUCCAAGUUGCUUCGGGCAUUCUACAUUCCCUUCCUGUCAGAUCAAUACACAGUGUAUGUGAACUACACCAUCCUGAAGCCUCGGAAAGCAAAGCAAAGCCGGAAGAAAAGUGGAGGUUAGCACACCCCUGUGGCUCCAGUGGACAGCCUGUGUUAACUAGGGGCUCCACUGAGCUGACUUCCUCCAAGGCAUCAUAUGCUGUAAUAAAGGUCGUCUGCCAAGAAUGCCAGAUCUCCGGUGCUCUGAGCUCGUCAUGGUGUAUCUCAAAGUCUAAUCAAAGUCAUGCACUUCCUGCUCCUGUGUCUCUUCUGCAUGUGAGCUUUCUGCAGAUAGGCACAGUCCUAACUCCUGGGGAGGUACACUGCCCCACUGCUCCUUGUUCUCCGAGUAGUUCUUUACUAGAGCGGAGAAGAGCAGAAUGUGCUCACGGGAAGAGCUGAGAAUCCUUGACUCGGUGUGUGCUAGCCUUUUCCACUUGCUGGCUUGGGUUCUGAGAACUCCCAAGCCUUCCUUAGGCUACGUGGUUUCCCUACCAAAGCUGUUUGGCAAAUGCCAGUGCUGAAAAGAAGCUCAGCCUCAUUGCCAGCCGGAUGUCCUUUACCCGCCAGCAAGACACAGCUUCUAAAGCGUCCACAGGACUAACACCCUGUCCCGAAGCUCAGGAAAAAGGCGACCACUGAAGAACUGUGACCUAAUCAUAUUAUUUAUGAUGCCUCUGAUUUUCCUUUUAUUUUCUUUAAAACUGGUCUUAAUUAUAUGGCUUUUUGGGAAGCGUUGUAAGAUUUUUUUGAUGUUUCAGCAUGCUAUAUCUUGAAUUCUAGAAUCUGUACAGAGACUGUAAUCUGUAGGGCAUCUUUGGAGGAAAAGUGAUCAACAGACUUGGUGACAACACACUUUAAAGUAGUGGAGGCCAUUUUGGGGAAAUUAAGAAUUCCUUUUUGUAACAUGAUAGCCCCAGUGAAAUGAAAAUGCUUUACUUCGGUUCUGCUGCAGGGUGUCCUCUAGUUGCACAGGCGUUGUCAAGAGCAACCCCAACAGGUGGGCCUGCCUGUAACAUCACCUCUUACAGCAUGGCACAGCCCGUAAGCCAUUCCCGUGUCUCAUUUGAUCCUCACAAGUAUUGUGAGGAAGACCUACUUCACAGACUCGGAAACAGAUGAAGGUGCAGGGGUGACGUCUCUCCAGUCCCGUGUGUGGGCAGUAGGUAACAUCACAGCUGUCUGACUUCUCAUGCUUGCACAACUGCCGUUGCCUCUCCACUCAUUGAUGAAGAAAGUGCUGCUUGAAAGGAGGAUGAGGUUGACCAGAGAGCCAAUUAGCUGUCAGUUCUUGGAGUUCUUGGAGUUCUGUGGCACCUGUGGUUUAGCCUUUCUUCUCAGCACUAUGUGUUAUUUCUGGCCCUUGCUUUGGAAGUCACAGGGUCUGCUGUACAGUGUUCUUGUCCCUGUGGGUCAUGUUAUUCCUUAAGGGUGUCAGGUUCUAGCAGUACAGAGAGGAAGAUCUGAUUUCCACAGUUUCCAUUUUUUCCUUUUAAAGAAAAUAACUUUCUAAUGUGAACCAGUCCCAGUGAAGAAGACAGAAAAUCAUGCAUGUGAAUGAGUCCUCUUGGGGGUUCUCCUCUAAAAGAAAAUCUGCUUGGAGAUGAGUGAAGCAGAGGUGAGGUGGUGGGCCCAGAUGGACAGAGUGACAACUGGAUAGGAAAGAUAGAUUUCAGCCCUACUGUGUGAAUGAUCCCUGAAGUGUCAUUUUCAGUGUUUGGUACUGAGUGUGAUGUGACUGAAGAAGUGAGAAUGUUUGAAAGCCACGGCACUGCAGGAUGACUUGGCGAUGGAGCUCAGUAGAGAGCUAUAAUCCGGGGGUGUGGCUGGGUGGUAGAGCAUGUGUUUACCAUGUGCAAGGACCUGGGUUCCAUUCCUAACAUAUGCAGACAUACACACCUACAAGUGGUAUCAAAUUGAGUGAUUUGAUUAUCUUACAUACCUGGAAAAUGUAAAGAUCCCAGUAGAGGUGCCUGACAUCAACCUAGGCCUCUCCAUAUACACACACGCAUGCACACAUACAUGCACAUAUGCAAACAUAGGUCCCCUGGAUGCAGAGAUUUCUUGGAAACAUCGGUUCCUAUCCCUUUGCAAAUCUCACUCUGGUUUUCUCCAUUCUGUUUUCUGCUGAGCGCGUGGUAUAUCUCAGACAAGUGCCUUUUAGCAGCCCACAGAGUUAGCUUCACAUGGGAAAAAGAAAGGUAUCUGAUCCACGGCUCCUGUCUUCCGCAAAGGCUGUUGUAUUGCAUGGGUACCGCUGCCCCAGCACCUAGACUAAGUACUUAUCUGUAGAUUGUUGCCAUAUCUGUAAUCUACGUACGGCUCAUAAAGGCCUUUGAUAGCAGGACAAGGUAAUGGGCAUGACUGUGUUUACCUGGCAAAUCUAGACUUCUCUGACCUCUGGCACUAAGUCGGCCUUAUUUGAACCUAAACCCCGUGACUCUGAGUGCCAGUAUUGACCCAGUCUAGGCAAUAGGAAUCCAUUUUCAAGGUCUGACUCUUAACCAUUUUCAUUAUUUGAUUAAAAAAAAAGAUGGUUUUUUUUUAAGAUUUUUUUUUUUUUUAUUAUUUAUAAGUACGCUGUAGCUGUCUUCAGACACACCAGAAGAGGGCACCAGAUCUUAUUACAGAUGGUUGUGAGCCACCAUGUAGUUGCUGGGCUUUGAACUCAGGACCUCUGGAAGAGCAGUCAGUGCUCUUAACCACCGAGCCGUCUCUCCAGCCCAAGACAGGUUAUUUUAAUCGCUUGGGAUAAUUGCAGAAAAUUGCAACCUGUACUCCUCAUUACUGAAUUCAGGCAUAGUAGCAGGUGUGAUUUUAAAUCAAGGUCGUUAUUGAUCACAAACUUAGGUCAUAUUUUCCUAGUCUGGCAUCCUGGGAAAGACCUUUGAAGUCCUUUUGUAAGAUACUAGGCAGCCACUUCACCAGAGGGAAACUUCUCAACGUAUUGUGCCUGCUAGGGUCCAGUGAAUGAGACUCAUUGUGCUUCUGUAACAAUCUGGCUAAUACCAGCCAUCUUGGCUUUUAGUUUUAUUUCUUUAAAGAGGAAAGGAGGCAAUUAUAUGUGAGUCUGCUGGGCUCCCACACAGAGUCCCUCAAGUAAAUAGCUGAAGUGGGUGUGUACUCAGCUUUAAUGGUCUGUAACAGGAAGAUCAAGGCUUCUGUGAGGUGUUGACUGGGUUUCCGGGCUUCGCUGUCGUAUCCGUAAAUCAGAAUGUUCCUUUAAUCUUCCCAGCCUCCGUGACCAUGCAAUUCUUGGUGGAGAUGACAUGAAGAAGCAGCGCAGUGCUGUCUGACACCAGUGUCAUCCAGUUCUUUCCUCUUCCUGGUCCUUGUGCUUUAUUUCACACAUCCAUAUUCGUUGCAUACUGACUGUGUUCUUGUGAGAGAAAACAUUAAUACAUUCGACAGUUUAGUUCUUUUGAGACAGGCUUCUCUGUGCAGCCUGGCUGCCCUGGAACUCACUCUAGACCAGGCUGGCCUCGAACUCAGAGACCCACCUGCCUCUGCCUCCCAAGUCCUGGGAUUAAAGGCGUGCACCACCAUCCCAGGUUCCACCCCCCUUUUCUAAGGCAUGUGCCACAGCUCUAGGCUCGGCUUCCCUUUUCUUUAGGUGACUUUUUUCUUUCUUUUUUUAGGUUUAUUUACUUAUUAUAUAUAAGUACACUGUAGCUGUCUUCAGACACACCAGAAGAAGGCAUCAGAUCUCACUAUAGACAGUUGCAAGCUACCAUGUGGUUGCUGGGCUUUGAACUCAGGACCUCUGGAAGAGCAGUCAGUGCUCUUAGCCACUGAGCCAUCUCUCUUUAAAAGGCAGGUGACCUUUUUCUUUUGCAUUCAGCUCCUAAUCUUCCUUGGGAAUUGGAAUGAGAGCAGCUGCCGCGUCCCUCUGCCGCUGCCCCAGUUCGUAGAUGACACUCCAGGUCAAAGGACUGAGAAACUUUGGGGAAGAAGCCUUCUGGAGUCACAGUGAAAGUAGGUUUGCUCCUCUCAGGAGAAGCAAAGCACAAAAGGAAUGUAUUUCUGAGCACUGUGCUGGAAAGACAAUGUGUGGUAGGCCCAGCUUAUCUCACGUGUGCGUAUCUGGAGUACUCCGGUCUAGUUUUCAUAAAAACCUCAAUCCAGUUACAGCUGACAUUUGGAUAAUUUCCCGCUUUGGGGAGGUGUUAGAUUUCCUUUCAUUCUUUAUUAUUUUUUUAUUGCCUAGCGAGUUUUUAAUGCCAUUUUCUUGUCGCUCUUCACAUUCAAUCUUGUCACGUGGUUCUGCAUCACUACUUUUAAUUUCUCUUCACACAUGACCCCGUGUGUCCUGAGACUUAAUUUGACUUAUUUCUUCUAUGUUAUUUGAGAUGCUUUUAUUAAUUUAACGCCAGGUGGGAGCAGGCCACUGCAGUCAUCAUUCUGUGUUGUGUAGGACACUGCUUUUCCCCUGUCCGUCUGCUUCCUUAUCUUUAGAACCAUGUCCAAGAACCACUCUCCACUUCAGACCUCUCUGAUGACUUCCUUUUCUGCCCUUUAUUAGGGUCAGGCAACCUGAAGCAGAACCCUUGUCAACCUGCCUCAGUGUUGAUUGGCGGUGUAAGCUCAAUGCUGUUGUAGUCCAGAGCUCAGGGGCCCCGUGUUUUUAAUCCCAUGCAUGUUUAUUGACAACUAAGAAAAGUAAAAGAAACCUUUUCACUAACAGGCAGCUCUUGCUUUCAGUUUGGCACGGACUUUUAAUUUUUAUUUUUCGAGACAGGGUUUCCUUCUAUAGCCCAGGCUGGCCUGGAGCUCAGUACGUAGCGGAGGCCAGCCUAGGAUUCACAGCAUUCUGCCUCCACCCGCCAGUGUUGUGAUCAUCAGCGUGAGUCACCACGCCUAGCAUCUUGGUCUGAAUUCUUAGAACAGAAAAUAUAACAAAUUACAAGUCUUGAGAUCUCAAAGGGCGACUUUUAAGUAAGCCUAUUAGUGUGUGUGCGCACGUGUGUGUGCGCGGGUGUGUGUGCGCGGGUGCGUGCUGUUCUGAACUCCAGGCUUUGUAAUGAGAGCACAUUCCCCAGGGUUGUGUCUAAAAAGAGCCACAAGGCCCUUCAUGAAAUACUUAUAUUUUUAUAUUUCCUGAUUUUGGAGGGCCAGACUUGGCACAGGUCACCUUUGGGACGAGCCUGGCUCAGAAACCUUCCUUGUGGGUGUGAGGAGCUAUCAGGUCCUUCCUGUCCCCUGUCCUGUGUUCAAACCUGCAGCCUGGUUUGUUGUCACACAUUCAGGUCAAACAUUAAGUAGCAAAUAAUAUUUAAGCUGGAAGCUGCCCUGGACCUCCCGGCUGUGGGAUUCCACCCAGAUCUGAGACUCAAACAAGUUCAAACUGACCCAUCUGAGCAAUGGGAUGGGAAACUCAGAGAAGGGACGUUAGGGCCUGGCGCUGGAGAGGCAAGGACAAGUGACCAUUUCCUGUGGGAGCCUUGUAAACGGAGCAGUGUGUGUUCAAAUGAGCAAUUUGGGUGUUGUAAGUGAACAUUUCAUUUCAGAGUUUUUUUUUUUUGGUCUUGAAAUUUAAGUGCAUCUUGAAUUAUCUUUAAAAUCAAGGUAAGUGGGGACCCUUGUUGACUUUUGGUUUUGUUUAUACUUUCUGGACUUCUGUAAUUUCUUACAUGCAGGUAAGAAGCAUAAACUAGGCAGCUUUUUGAUGGGCCUUAAGAGCCCGUUGAAGGGGACGGGCAGAUUUCCUCAGUGUGGGGCUUCUCAGGAGCCUGUCUCACCGGGUCCAGACUGCCCCUGCAGUGAGAAGGGCUCUGAUUUGCAGAAACGGUGGAGCAACUUGCUCCCUUAACCUCCAGUCAGUCCUUUAGCUCGCCAGUCAGCUGCAUUGCCAAAUACCAGUGGGGCCUCUUGGUUUAUUCACUGACUGUUUUAGAAGCGUUGUGCCCAACCCCGGAGAAAUCAUAACCAAUAAAGCAGCAGUUCAUAGCCAGAGCUGCACAUCUCCCUCACCGGUAAGGAGUUAGUGACUGGGCGAGCACAGGUAUUGCCAUUUAGAAAGCUCUAGAUGGUUUUCCUAGGGUGAGCCUAGAGUUCAACCCCACUGCCCUUGAUAACGGCUGGGUAAGCAUCACAUUGAAGACCACAGCUAGUGAAGGCGAGUGCUAAUGUCCUUUUCUAACUGCACCCCUAGUCUCAGGUUCAUAUUUGGGCCUCUCCCUUCGCUAGGCCUUACCUGUCCUGUCUUCUCUGUCCUCUGUCCUUUUUAUCUGGAAAAAGCAGUUAACAAAUGCGACACUAAUGCACAGUAAUGGAGCCUACUUGUCUCCUAUAAGGUUCAUUCUUUCCACUUAACACAUCUCUAGAAAAAAACAAAAAUGUUAUCGUCUGUGGAUUUAUGAAUUAGGAAAAGAAGGUUUGAGUAGGCAGACUCCACUUCACCCCAGGCUCGGCCCUGCUUUCCUCUUCAGGAUCCGUGAUGAGCAGGACCUUUGGGGUAAAAUGUGUGCCAUCUUCCCUUCUCAAGGCUCAGCCUGGAGCCGGCUUGGCUUGCCUGUCAGACACACUUAGCUUUCCUCUGGAGCCGAGUCCAGGGAGACCUCAUUUCCUUGUCUUGUUACAGGCUGCAGACAGCCCCUUUGCAGCUGCUGCUAGCUGUCCCAGGCUUGAGAGCAAAGGUUAAUCCCACUGAGAGAAGUGACCUGAAGCGUGUUCACUCAACCACUAAGAAGACACCAAGUACCACUCAGGAGCUCGUGGUACCUCUUUCUUGUUUAUAAACUGCGUGUCUCUUAAGUUUCCCUGGAAUCUUCUGUAGGGUGUUCCCAUUCUCUCCAGAGAAAUACUUGUGAAGAUACAUAGUGUGUCUGAGUGUGUCAUUUGGGAGAGAAUCUUAGAAACUUUGCUGAUGCUGCCUACUCACAUUUUCUUGGGCAACUUCAUAGUUUGUGAUGACUGGGUGUUCAACAGUGAGUGUUUGUGUGUGUGCACGCGCGCGCGGGCGGGUAUACAGUAAUGGAGAUUAAAUUCAUUGCCACACCUUUGCUUCAGUUUUAUCCUUCCGAGGGCUUAAGCUGUCCUGUCUAUAUAGCCAUCAUGGAGAAUCACCUGUUUCCAGCAGAGGGCGCCCCACUCUCACUAAAAAUCACAGAGUUCAUUUCCCUCCAGGAACUUAGUUGACUUGGUAGUUGCUGUAUUCCCAGCAUGUGUUGAAAUAUCCCAGCCGAGUGCUUUGAGACAUGUCCUUAUAUUGCCUCGUGCAUUUCUACAGCUGCAGAUGUCUCCUACGUAGACGAAUUGCCCGCCGCACCCACGAUCCCCCAGUUGGUAGGCAAUCUUGUAGGUUGCUACUUCUCUGUUAGUCUCAAUUGUAUUUGGUAUGUCCGUGAUUAUAUUUGUAGGUAAUAAAAAACAGUGUUCUUGAA